Egretta garzetta (little egret) is the source of this 5918-nucleotide messenger RNA. RefSeq names its product BCL2 interacting protein 2 (gene BNIP2). Lineage: Eukaryota; Metazoa; Chordata; Aves; Pelecaniformes; Ardeidae. Bases 304 to 1272 code for a protein of 322 amino acids. Gene Ontology annotation, biological process: apoptotic process. The record is from RefSeq and is a predicted model, not a curated record. The transcript is spliced from 12 exons. Gene Ontology annotation, cellular component: cytoplasm.
GUGGUCUCACUGCUUCCGUUUGCUGUUGAUAUACUUGAAGAAGCCCUUGUUAUCCUUGAUAUCCUUCACCAGACUCAGUUCCAGAGCCAACGCAGACAAGAGCUUCAACUGGCUUGGACUUGUAUGUCAGCAGAAUGGUUUAUUGUAUUCCAUUAUCGGGGAUUCCUUGUUGCUGGUGAUGGGUGAGCCUGAAAAAACACAGCUUGACUUGCACAUCACAGGCUACCCUUUAGCCCACUGUCCUGAAAGCGAGAGGUUCUGGCUGAUCAGGAGUCUCUAUUAGCAAUUCAAGUUGUCUGGAGAAUGGAAGGUGUUGAGUUUAAGGAAGAAUGGCAAGAUGAAGAUUUUCCAAGGCCCCUGCCAGAGGAUGAUCCUGUUGAGUCAGAUAUAUUGGCUGCAGCUGGAACAGAAAGUGAAGCUGAGGUUAAUGGAACCAAAGUGAGGAAGAAACUAGCAGCUCCAGAUAUUAGCUUAACUUUGGAUCACAGUGAAGAAUCUGUUUUGUCUGAUGACUUGGAUGAGAGUGGAGAGAUUGAUUUGGAUGAUUUGGAUACUCCUUCAGAAAAUAGUAAUGAGUUUGAAUGGGAAGAUGAUCUUCCAAAACCAAAAACUACUGAUGUAAUUAGGAAAGGAUCGCUUACUGAAUACACUGCGGCAGAGGAGAAGGAUGACGGCCGACACUGGCGAACGUUUAGGAUUGGAGAACAGAACCAUAGGGUGGACAUGAAGGCAAUUGAACCAUAUAAAAAAGUUAUCAGUCAUGGUGGUUACUAUGGCGAUGGCUUAAAUGCAAUUGUUGUGUUUGCAGUUUGCUUUAUGCCUGAAAGCAGCCAGCCUAACUACAGAUAUCUAAUGGACAAUCUAUUUAAGUAUGUAAUUGGCACUUUAGAGCUGUUAGUAGCGGAGAACUACAUGAUAGUUUACCUGAAUGGUGCAACAACACGGAGAAAAAUGCCAAGUUUAGGCUGGCUUAGGAAAUGUUACCAGCAAAUUGAUAGAAGGUUAAGGAAAAAUCUGAAAUCAUUAAUCAUAGUUCAUCCUUCUUGGUUCAUCAGAACACUGCUGGCCAUCACAAAACCUUUUAUUAGCUCAAAAUUCAGCCAAAAAAUUAGGUAUGUCUUUACCCUGGCAGAACUAGCUGAACUCAUCCCCAUGGAAUACGUUGGCAUCCCAGAAUGCAUAAAACAGUAUGAAGAAGAAAAGUUUAGAAAGAAACAGAAAAGGGUUGACCAAGAGCUGAAUGGAAAACAAGAGCAGAAAAGCGAACAGUAAGUUUGGAGUCCAAACAAGAAUGAAGAAUAUGCAGAUGGAAUGAUGCUAUUUUUGCUCCAUUUACAAUGCAUUCUCUGUGUGUGUAUAUAUUAUAUAACCUGUUGCAAAAGGUGCUUAAUUUCUUUGGACUAGCACACAAUGGACUGCUUACUGCUGUAUUGGUUUGUCUUGACUUUAAUAGCUAUGUUUAUGUAAUAAUUUUAUAUUGCUAAUUGUCAAAGAACCCUAUGUUUUCAGAGGAUGUUCUUGCAAUUGUUUAUCUAAAUGAUGCAUGUUCUUCAGUAAAAUAUUUAUAUACCUAAAUGUUAAAGGAAAGAGAUAAUAUAUAUUUUUAUGACUGAGCAAUGUAUUGUGUGUACCUGCUGAAGGAAUUCAUUUGCAGGUAGACAAGGCCAUAAGUGACUUGUAUAAAUCUGUUUUGCUAUAAAUGGUCAAGUGCAUUUCUUUGUUGUCACAGAUACCUUAAUUUGUUUGGAUAUUAACAAUGGCAUAAUGUAGUCUUUCACAAGUGUGGAGAUUGUUAUUUUUGUUCACAUACCUAACACAAACAGAGUACUCAUUUACCUCACUAGAGUGAGCUUGAGCUUUGGUGUCUUUUAGUCCACUUUUCAGAAAGCAGAACUACAGGUCUGUAAACUUCAGUCUGUUGGCCAAAGGUUUUAAGCCUAAGCUGCAACGGAAGCUAAACUGUUUGAAUGACUAGUAAGUUAUCAGACUUAUCAGUCCUUUCUCAAUUUAAGUUGCAAAUUUAGAUUCUGCUUCAAUAAGUCAAGGCUAUCUCAGCUACCAGUAGGAAAUGAGUUCAUUGCAGUUCUUCCUGGAGGAAUAUCGGUUGUCACCAGUAGGAACUCUGGCCAUACUCAGUAGAGCUUGGGAGAUAUUCCAGCCAUAAUAUCAAUGGUUGGCAGAGGUAUGGGGAGUCUUAGGCUACCUCUGUCAUCCUUGUAGAUGAAACAUCCAUUUCUAAAGUUCUUAGUUUGGUACAUCAUACCAGCCCUAAUUUUACUUAACAAAAAAGUGAUUUAAAGGUUGGGGUUGUUUUUUCUCCCCACAAUGGUAGUAAACUAGUGUGUGUAAGAGGUGUUCUUGGGCACCUAACUAGGGUUUAUAGGUUUAUCAGGGCAACAAUAAUGCACCAGUUGAUGUGUUGUGAAAGUUUGCAAUAUCUUCUGAUAAUCAUUGUGAUUUCCCUGUAAGGAAAGAUGCAUGCAAAUAAAUCCUUUCAGGAGUUGAGCAAUAUCAUCUAUUGUAGCAAAUAUAUUAAAUCUGCACUUCUGUUUUUUAUGCUCACAAUUUUGUCUUAAUGCCAAAAAUAUCAGUUCUCUAAUUAUAUUAAAAGUUAGUGUUACACAGUUCUCUUAUUUAAAAAAAUAAGGUUGCAUUCAACCAGAUUAGUACCUGACACUGAUAAAUAGCAGUCAAGAGAGACUUCCAUGGUCAAGACUUAUUACCAAUUAACAAUUAAUCUACUGUCUCUAAUGAUACAUGUAUAGACUGAGAGCAUAUUCAUGUCAGAUGAGGGCAAAUUGCCCAUGUCUCUGGGAGUUUGUCUGCAAUUCAGAGACUUUCAUAUCAAGAUCUAGGUAUUUUUGUUAUAGUAGCUUCUGUAUCACAGUUUCAGAGAGAUUAAUAUGCAGGAUGUUCUCUUUCAACAGGCAAUGCUAAUUUAGAGUUGCCUUGCAUCCAUUUCAUUGUUUGGAUCUUGUUCUGAAAGCAGAACACAAAUGUAAACUGUUUCUUUGGGGCUGUCUUAUUUCCUGCUUCAGUUUUGAUGUUGACCCAGGUUAAUGUAAAGUUCCAGUCAGUAAAUUAGACACUUUUACAGCCUGUUUACUUCUGGUAUGUUCACAGUGUGGUGUGUAUGAACAUGCACACCUGUAAACCUUCCUGAUUUUUACUGAUUCUGUGUGGGUCCUAAGCUAGAUACUGAGCAUUCUGAUCAUCUCAUUUCAAAUUUUUCCUAAUUAAAAAAGGCUUUUUCUCAGUAAAAUCAUAUUCUUAGAGAUGUCCUGUUGCUUCCUAUGUGUAUGGUGCAAUAUAGAGUAGCCAGUCCUCUGUAUAGAGGAUACUAUCAAAUGAUGGGAUUGCUAUUAAUGUCAUUCCUGGUGGCCGAGUGAUUCUGCAGUUUCAUGCUGCAGUAGUACUAUUUCUUUUGGAAAUGCGUAUGUGCUUACCUAAUGGUUUAUAUCUUCAGUGUAAGUUUUUGUGAGUGAAUAUACAGCACAACAGUUCUUCUGUCCCUAAAGAUACUCAGCUUGAGAAGCCGCUGUACUAAAGAAUUAUUCCCCUCUGACUUGUUGCAGCUCAUCAUUUAAUGGUGAGGUGGAUGUUUACAAAAAGCAAAGAGGUCCCAAAGUUAUCUUGAACACAAAUGGGUAACUUUUUUGUCAAACUUAUAUUUUUUAAAGCUAUAAAAGAAUUUCAUAUAUUUUAAUAUUUAAAAACACGAAAACUUGGAAUGUCAUACUUUUAAUAAAGUUAUUUCAAAUCCUGAAUCACUUCGAUAAGAUAGUAUUGUAGGGAAUUUACCUUUCAAUGGCACUUCCUUCUAAAAGUAAAACACGUUAGUAGAAUAGUCUGAGCCCUGUCAAGAAAAGAUAAUUUCACUAAUUUUCCUUUGAUUUGGAGGCCUAGUUAGUUUAUAUAUGCAGUAAUAAGUCAUUAGUUAGCUUUUGUUAUUAAUGUGCACAACUGAAAUAGAGACAUUUGGGCCAGUGGCCGCUGUGUGUGGACGUGACCUUUUGUGAAUUGAUUUUUACAACAGGAUAAGUGUACAGAAGUAGCAAAGAUAUUUUGGGGAAAGUGUCAUUAAAGACUGAUGUGAGUAGACUCUAGAUUGCUUGAAUGUUCUUGCCAUUCUGUAUAGUAUGGCAAAGCCAUGUUCUGUUGGAAAGUAAUGGAGGGGGAUGUAUAGGGAUUUAGUGCUGAAGCAGAUUGAAGUCUUUGAGGUUCAGGGAUGUUUAAAAUGGAAAUUGUUUGGUUCCAAAAGGCUUAGAACUAGUUGGAAUAACAUGUAAACUUGUUCAGUUUAGCAUACCUUUUUUCCUUUGUUUUCAGUGAGCAAAUGAAGAAUAGUACUUUUUGCUGUGAGGAACUUUGUACUGAGAAACAGUAGUUAUAUUCUGAAUUGCACACAAUUAGUAUAUAGCCUGUAUUUGUUAGCAUGUUUCAGCAAGUUUGCAUCAUAUGCCUAAAUGCUCUAAUGACAGCUUAAAACCUUUCAACAGUUCAAUUGUAUCAAACUUCAAGACUAGAUUACAUGGUGGUGGUAAUGGAAUUGUUUAUGAAAUGACCUUGAUGUGUGUGUCAUAGGGAGGAGAGGGUGGCAUCGGUGCCUAGCCAUGUCAGCUUCGCUGAUGUCAUCUCCUGAAGUGUCUGUAGCUAAGAGAAAAUAAUGGAACUGCAUUGUGAAUGGGCACUUUCUAAACUAAAUCUGUCACAAAGAAGUAAGUUUCUUGGUGAAAAGUGUAUUUCUUCCAGUGUCAAAUUUUUGUCUGUGUAUCCCGUGGAUUUAUACAGUAUUUAUUAUGUAGAAAGAUGGCUUAAAUACAUCUGUUAUCAAAAGCUGUUGUCUUUGGAGAUGACUCUAAUUCUCAAGUCAUUCCUGUCUCCCUCCAAAAAGACUCAUAUGAGACACAGAGGGGAACGGGAUAAUAGCUUGCGUGCUUUUUGUAACCACAGAGCUCUUACAAAGCUUUUGGUGAAAAUUCUUAUUCAAUCCUUGUGGAUGCAGGUCAUUCUCUAGAGGAUUUUUCACAGAAUGGUUGUCGGAGAUGCUUGAAAUAAGUGCUUUAAUUAUACUUUUUAAGAAUACCUGGUUUUAGUCAGAGUAGGACUCUGAAAUAUAAGGAAUAUUUAAAUAUUCUUUUUCUGAAAGACAGAUUUUGCAGCUUUCCUAGCUUCAAAUUUCUAAGUGAACUACAUUGUUUCUCUCUCUUAUUAUAUCUUCUUCCCUAUAUUGAGCUAACGGGGCGGGGGACGGACAUGGACAUUUGUGAAGUGAAGAGGGUGCAGUCCUGUUAGUUUUUCAUAAUUCCUUUCAAGCAUGAGUGAGAUCAGUGAAAUUAAAGCCAUUCUUUGUUCAACUAGAUACUUUUUUUUUUUCAGUUUUGCAGUUUGGACUGCCCGGCUACUCUGAUUUUAAACAUACUCAUCUUUUUUUCCAGUACUGAAAAUUAUCUGAGGAGAAGCUACUGUAGUGUUUUCAAAAAGUCAAGUCCUUAUCUUACCAUGCUCCUUGCUCUAUUUUGCUCAGCUGCUAGUUAAUAUUUAUGAUAUGGAAUUCCAGGCUAAUAAUUACAAAAAAUAUUUAUGGCAGACAGAUGCUUACUUUCCCAGUGGCUUUGCAGUGUUUAUUACCCACUCAUCUGAACAAAGCUCUUUUAUUAAAAGGAAAAGCCGGAGUAGUAGGGUGCUCUACCAGUUGAAUGGUAGAUAAGAAGGGUUAAGACAUUGUUAGUAUCAGUAAACUUUGUGUCUGAUAUGGGAAAUGUGCAGUGUUUAACAAAAUGAAGCUGCUGUAGUCAUGCAAAAGCAUAGCUUGUGGAUAACUGGCUUAAAUUGAUGUAAUAGUCUUCACAGAUGUGACUGUUUUCCUUUGCCCAUUUAAUAUAAAACUAUCUAAGACUCUUCACCUACCUCCUAAG